Messenger RNA from Rhineura floridana, 2631 nucleotides. Its product is annotated as vomeronasal type-2 receptor 26-like. The transcript is spliced from 6 exons. Gene Ontology annotation, biological process: G protein-coupled receptor signaling pathway. Lineage: Eukaryota; Metazoa; Chordata; Lepidosauria; Squamata; Rhineuridae. The record is from RefSeq and is a predicted model, not a curated record. Gene Ontology annotation, molecular function: G protein-coupled receptor activity. Bases 1 to 2631 code for a protein of 876 amino acids. Gene Ontology annotation, cellular component: membrane.
AUGGUUCUGUUCAUGCUGUUGGUAUUGCUGCAACUUCCUCAGGCCGUGUGGGGGGUGACUGUUGGACAAUGUCAUAUCAGUGACCCUCUUUCAGGAAAGCACAAGUACUAUCAGUCAGGAGACGUCAUAAUUGCUGGCAUUAUUUCUCAGAUCUACACAUUUUCCAACCCCAUCAUUUUCCAAAGACAUCCCUCUCAUGAAGUCCUUGAUGACCUCAUAUUCUUGACUCAGACCUACCAACAAAUCCUAGCCUUUGUAUUUGCUGUAGAGGAGUUCAAUGAAAAUCUACAGGGCUUAUCCAACCUCUCUCUGGGCUUCCACAUCUAUAACAGCCAUUUCACUGCGAGACAGACCUAUCUGGCUUCAAUGGAACUUCUCUCCACACGGGGCAGAUUCAUCCCGAACUAUAAGUGUGAUUUACAGGACAAUGCAGUAGCUGUUAUUGUGGGACCUAACUCAAAUGUGUGUCGAUUUGUGGCAACGAUUCUUUGUAUUUACAAAAUUCCACAAUUUGGAUAUGGCUCUGCUCCAGUGAUAAAUGAACAGACCCAAGGAGCUUUCUUCCAACGGAUGUUCCCUAGCGAGGACCACCAGGCUGCAGGAAUUCUCCAGUUACUGUUGCUUUUCAAGUGGACCUGGAUUGGGGUGGUUGUUAUAAAUGGUGACAGUGGAGAGAGAUUUGUACAGACAGUGCUUCCAGGAUUUUCCCAGAGCGGUAUCUGUUUUGAAUUUAUAGAAAAUUUGCCAACACUGUAUUUUACCACUGGCAUUGAUAAAAUGGUGGCUGAAUGGGUUGAUACAUACAAGAUUAUUAUCGGUGGUACGGCUAACGUUGUGAUUUUACAUGGCGAAAUUCAUACUAUGAUAUUUUUGAGAAUGUUUCCCCGGCUUUCAGAAUUUGAGGAUAUAACAAUGAAGACAAAAGUCUGGAUUAUGACAGCCCAGAUGGAAUUCACAUCAGUUCCACUUCAAAGAGAUUGGGGCAUUGACAUCAUCCACGGUGCUAUAUCCAUUGCAGUUCACUCAGAGGGAGUCUUAGGAUUCAAGAAAUUUCUUCAGAGGAGAAAUCCGACCUCAGAAAAAGAAGAUGCCUUUAUUAGGUUAUUCUGGGAGACAGCUUUUAACUGUUUGUUCCCCAAAACUGAGGUAGAAAAGAAGGUUGGGGAAAUCUGCACCGGGAAGGAGAAACUGGAGACCCUUCCUGGGUCGGUUUUUGAAAUAAGCCUGACUGGCCAUAGCUACAGUGUCUAUAAUGCAGUCUAUGUUGUGGCACAUGCUUUGCAAGCCAUGCAAUCAUCCAAAUUCAAGCACAGAACAAUGAUGAAGCAAAGAAGUCAGAAACCUCUGAAUGAACAGGCAUGGCAGCUGCAUCACUACUUUAAAAAGGUCUCAUUCAACAACAGUGCGGGGGAAAAGAUUUCCUUUGAUCAAAAUGGGCAAUUAUUUGCUGGAUUUGAUAUUAUCAACUGGGUGACAUUCCUAAACCAGUCCUUCCUUAAAGUGAAAGUUGGAAAGAUAGACCCCAUGGCUCCCAAAGAUAAAAUGUUGAGCAUGUCUGUGAAUGACAUCGUAUGGCCCAGCACUUUUAACCAGGUACAGCCCCUUUCUGUGUGCAAUGACUUUUGCGACCCAGGUUAUAGCAAAUCCAAGAAGGAAGGGGAGCCAUUUUGCUGCUAUGAUUGUCUUCCAUGCCCCAAAGGGAAGAUUUCUAACCUGACAGACAUGGAUUACUGUAUUCAGUGUCCAGAAGAUCAUUAUCCAAACAAAGGCCAGGAUAUGUGCAUUCCAAAGAAUAUCAGCUUCUUGUCUUAUGAGGAACCUUUGGGAAUCAUCUUGGGUAUCUUUGCUUUUUCCUUUUGUUUCAUCACCGCUUUGGUGCUUUGGAUCUUCGUUAAGCACCGGGACACACCCAUAGUCAAAGCCAACAAUGAGAACCUCAGCUACACUCUCCUCAUCUCCCUCCUGCUCGCCUUCCUUUCUCCAUUGCUAUUCAUUGGCCAUCCUCAUAAAGUGGUGUGUCUCCUUCAACAAAUUGCUUUCAGCAGCAUCUUCUCCAUGGCAGUUGCUUGCAUAUUGGCCAAAACGACCAUAGUGAUUUUAGCUUUCAUGGCCACCAAGCCAGGGUCUGUUAUGAGGAGAUGGGUAGGGAAAAGACUGGCCAUUUCGGUGGUUCUUUCAUGCUCCCUGAUUCAAGCCACUCUUUGCAUUGUGUGGCUGGCAACCUUUCCCCCUUUCCCAGAUGUUGACAUGAAUUCAGUACCCGAAGAAAUUGUAUUAGAAUGUAAUGAAGGUUCAGUCACCAUGUUCUACUGUGUCUUGGGUUACAUGGGCUUGCUGGCCAUUGUCAGCUUCACUGUAGCUUUCCUAGCUAGGAAGUUGCCUGACAGUUUUAAUGAAGCUAAGUUUAUCACCUUCAGCAUGUUAGUCUUUUGCAGUGUUUGGCUGACCUUUGUCCCAACCUACCUGAGCACCAAAGGAAAAUACACAGUGGCUGUGGAGAUCUUCUCCAUCUUGGCCUCUGGUGCUGGGUUACUGGGCUGCAUCUUUUCCCCCAAAUGCUACAUCAUAAUGAUAAAUCCUGAGUUGAACAACAGGGGGCAGCUAGUGAGAAGAAAGAAUGAACAAAUCUGA